This is a messenger RNA of Pararge aegeria (speckled wood butterfly), 1614 nucleotides long. RefSeq names its product spondin-1-like. Lineage: Eukaryota; Metazoa; Arthropoda; Insecta; Lepidoptera; Nymphalidae. Gene Ontology annotation, cellular component: plasma membrane. The transcript has 7 exons. Bases 168 to 1448 code for a protein of 426 amino acids. The record is from RefSeq and is a predicted model, not a curated record. Gene Ontology annotation, biological process: actin cytoskeleton organization.
UUCAACGGCGCUGCACGCACGUGGAAACCGAACUAAAAUAAAUAUCAAGUAAAAACAUUUUAGUGUUUACGGAACCGUGAAAUUAAACCUAAAAAUCCUAUUUCGAAACUCAAAGUGUCCAAUAAAAUAAAAGUAUACUAGUUUAGCAAUAAAGCGGUGCGUUCGCGAUGGUGGCGCGACCGCAAAUGGCGGCCAUCUUGCUAUUUAUCGCCACGUGGGUAGGGUUAUGUUUUGGUUGCGAUGAUGACAUGGCUGUUUACAAAGUGACAAUGAAGUUUUUGUGGAGUGAGGAGGUGUUCCCUAAGGAUUAUCCCUUGUAUCGGCCGAAGGCGCAAUGGUCACCAGUUUUUGGGCAAUCUCACAAUAGCUCUUACCAGCUUUACCACAUCGGUGAAGUAGCUAGAAAAUCUAUACGAACCUUUGCCCAAUUUGGUAAUCUGGAUGACCUAGUUAAGGAAGGUGAUGAUGAAGAGAGGGUCUACGAUCAAUUCUCAGCUUCGGCUAUUAGUGAAGGAACUGGAGAAACGGAGAACAUGGUUUUUGUUGAUGGAGAUCAUAGUUUAAUUUCAGUAAUAUGUCGUAUCAUCCCAUCACCCGACUGGUUUGUAGGAGUGGACAGCUUAAAUCUAUGUGUCGAUUCAUCGUGGGUGGACCAAAUUACACUGGACCUGGAGCCACUAGACGCUGGUGCUGCCAGUGGUCUGACCUUCACAGCUCCUCGCUGGGAGACUUCACCCCCUGAACCCGUGACCAAGCAUGGACCUCGUCAUCCUAACCAUCCCGCUGCUGGUUUCUAUUAUCCAUUCUUGAGGGAGUUGCCAGCUAUUGCCAAAGUAGAGUUUUCGAAGGUUAAGGAGUAUACGACAAAAGAACUAAACGAUAUGGCACGUAAAGAGCUUCUUCUAAGCCUCAAACAGAAAGACAAACGUAAAGGCACUCCGCGAAGGAAAGUAAACUUGGUCGAAGAUUAUCAACCAAUACCAAGGGACAUUACCACCAAGAGUGAUGUAGAACAGCUGAAAGAUCUGGAAGAGGACGCAGUGCCUACAUCUAAGUACGAUGAAGAGGAAAAUAAUGUUGUUGUUGUAACUCAAUCGCCUUUCAGAACCACUACUGUCCGAGAAUUCGACUCCGGCCUCGAAAAUAUGGACGACGUAGUAUUGGCAGUGGCUCAUGGAAGAAAGUUAGGCCUGGGCAAGCAUCUCCCUCGACACUUCAGAUCUCGUCUGCACCACGCUGUCAACAGAAUCCAACCGGAAGACUGUCUGGUAACAGAAUGGAGCGAGUGGUCAUCCUGCUCCGUCACCUGUGGGUUCGGAAACAAGUAUCGCCACCGACGCGUGAUCAGAGAGAAAAGGAAGAAGGGCCGGGACUGUCCCGCUCUAACAGAAAGGAGGCACUGCGGAAAUAUCAACUCUUGCACACACAUUGAUUACUUUGAAUGGUGAAAAUUUUGUGGAUUUAAAUCGUAGAUACACACACUUAAUUUCACUUCAGUUAAGUGGCCUAUAAAUUACCUAAGGGCCUCACGACAUAUAGCUCAGGACAGGUUUUCAAAUUCGAUCUUGGUUUGAGCGAUGCAUAAUUUAUAAUAGCAUUAUUUGUGAGUGUAAC